Messenger RNA from Cooperia oncophora, 438 nucleotides. NCBI's taxonomy places the organism in Eukaryota, Metazoa, Nematoda, Chromadorea, Rhabditida, Trichostrongylidae. The record is from the annotation of a GenBank genome assembly.
AUGACAAAUCGACCUGAAGUCAUUCGAACAAAUUCUAAGAUGACUUGUAUAAAUGCGUGUAUUGAAAUUGAUCUCACUGGACAAGUUGCAUCUGAUUCCAUUGGUAGUACCUUCUAUUCGGGGUUCGGUGGCCAAGUGGACUUUAUCUCAUCCGGGUCUACCACAUAUGAUGGCAAAGGAAAGGCAAUCAUCGCUAUGCCUUCUCGAACAUCUAAAGGAAAAUCAAAAAUCGUUGCCAGUCUAUCUCAGGGCGCAGGAGUGGUAACUACACGUGGACACGUACGAUUCGUUGUCACUGAAUAUGGAAUUGCGGAUUUAGGAGGAAAAAACAUCCGUCAGAGGGCUUAUGAGCUGAUUAGAAUUGCCCAUCCAGAUGAUCGUCAACAGCUAGAAAAGCAAGCAUUCGAACGUCUAAAAUGCAUGCCCUCUCUUUACUGA